GGAGUUGGCUCACCGCAAUAGUACUCAGUGCUGGCUGCGUGGCUUUAGGUUAUUACAUUGGCUCCCGCCGCCAUGGCUUCGCGUUUCUCCGGCGGAAACUGGGUAGCGAUUCCAUUGAUAAGAGCUCCGCCAAACGCAAGUCGAAGUAGCCCCUUGAGAUUGAAAAGCUCCCAGAUAUUCUUCAAGACUUUAAAAUGGUUCUGGUUGUUAGGAAUGAUCUUAAGAUGGGAAAGGGCAAAAUCGCCGCACAGUGUA
Messenger RNA from Linum tenue, 255 nucleotides. NCBI's taxonomy places the organism in Eukaryota, Viridiplantae, Streptophyta, Magnoliopsida, Malpighiales, Linaceae. The record is from the annotation of a GenBank genome assembly.